AUCAAGGAUUUCCUUUGAUCACAGGUAAAGUUGGCCAGGUCUCUGGUCCUGCUUACACCGGGGAAAUGGGCGGCGCCAACGCACACUGUGCCAGCCACACACUUCUCCGCACGGCCAAGCCCGCUCUGGUAUAAAUUCAGCUCUUGAAAAGCCGGCCAGACUGUUUCCAAACAAUCAUUCGCAAUGGCUCGUACCAAGCAGACUGCCCGCAAGUCUACCGGAGGCAAGGCCCCCCGCAAGCAGCUGGCCACCAAGGCAGCACGUAAGUCUGCCCCUGCUACCGGAGGUGUCAAGAAGCCCCAUCGUUACAGGCCUGGUACUGUUGCCCUUCGUGAGAUCCGUCGUUACCAGAAGAGCACUGAGCUCCUCAUCCGCAAGCUGCCCUUCCAGCGCCUCGUCCGUGAGAUUGCCCAGGACUUCAAGACUGACCUCCGCUUCCAGUCCUCUGCUGUCAUGGCUCUGCAGGAAGCCUCCGAGGCUUACCUGGUCGGCCUCUUCGAGGACACCAACCUGUGCGCCAUCCACGCCAAGCGGGUAACCAUUAUGCCCAAGGAUAUCCAACUUGCUCGCCGUAUCCGCGGAGAGCGCGCCUAAGAUUUUGGUUGCUAGCUUGCUUGCAUACAUCAAAAUCAUCCUCCUC
Messenger RNA from Penaeus vannamei (Pacific white shrimp), 640 nucleotides. Lineage: Eukaryota; Metazoa; Arthropoda; Malacostraca; Decapoda; Penaeidae. The record is from RefSeq and is a predicted model, not a curated record.